AUGAAGCGGACACGCGACCUCGUGUACCGCCCUUUCGACACGGCGAACUCGAUUUCUCGUGAUUUCCUAUCGCUGAAGAAGAACAAGGACGACAUCUAUUUUGUUGGCCAGGUAAAGGAGAAUAAUCCAAGCGGGGCACAGAAGGCAGUAGCGACAAGCCCCAGCCCCGCACCCCCCACGGCCGAGACUCAACAGCCAAUCGUUGCGACGUCCCCGCCAGCAUCAAGUGCUACACCCGUCACUGUGUGUCCGGUGGAAGACACGCCUAUUGCGGCAGUGGAUAUUAUAAGAACUAUCGUGUCCCUCGCGCUAAAGAAGCCCGCGAAGGAUGUCGCAUUUGACAGCUCCGUCAAGACCCUUUCAGGAGGUGAGUCAACCUUGCAGAAUGAGAUCACCGGAGACCUGGACACUGAGUUCGGGUCGACGCCGGACGGAGUUGAGGAGCUGCCGCUGAAUGACCUGGCCUCAAUUCUCCAGAAGACAUUCACGGGUGCGUUGGGCAAGCGCACGAAGUCGCUUGUCGACAAGUUCUUCGCCUCCAAGAUGCCUGGAGGGUUCAACCAGACGAAAGCCCGCGAAAUUCUCGAGGGCGACUAUGGAUUCGCCGCUGGCCGUCAGGACGCCAUUUUCCUCGUCGCUCUCCAGAGCCCACCGACAGCUCGUUUAGGCUCCGAAGGCGAGGCGAAAGAGUUCUGGUCAAACACCGUCCAGGGAUACAUCGCGGUGACCGGGGUUCAGAUCCAAAAGACUGCAACUGGUGUUCCUGGUACAUCUUCCGCGGCUGUUGCCAUCGACCCCAAGGCUCUUGACUCGCUGAACAAGCGCUCCAACGACUUCCACCGUGAGGUUUAUGAAGCCUAUGCAAGGCAUCUUGGUGAGAAGAAUGGUGAUGCCGAAGAAGUCGCACAGCUCCGAAGUGACAUGCAGAACCUGCAGAACGAACUUGACCUGUGGAACUUGGAGCAUGGAAACGAAUAUGCGAACGGCAUCAAGCCGUACUUCGAUAAACGGAAAGCUCGAGUAUAUGACUCAUUCUGGAACUGGGCCUUGCAGGAUCUUUUCAAGAUUUACCAUGGUGUGCGCCAAGGUUACCUCCGCCUUGAAUCCGAGGAGGUUGGACGACGUCGACAUGCGCUGCUUAAUCGCACCAGCAAGCGGCUAAUCAAUGUGCUAUCUCAUAUGCUAGAUGAUAUGAAGAAGCAGCAUGCGCGGUCGAUUGCUGUCGAGCUCUGGUUUGAGGACCUGUUAGUGGACUGCAAAGCGGCCUUGUUACAAGCACCAACAUAUGUCGCAUCGAGCAAGAUCACUGCGCCGCACACAACCAUUGAUGCUAACGGAUCCAUCAACUUUGUUGAAGCAACCUGCGCUCGCCCUCGUACUCACAACCCAACCGCUGAGUCAAAGGCUUUCGAAGCUGCGAUUGUUGCUAAGAACACUAAAGACCACGGUUCUAUUCCUGGCCCAUUUGGUCUCGGGCUCUUGCCUCCUACACCCGCCAUGACGCCAUCUUUGACCCCCAUCAUGACUCCUAGCAACUCUUCCGACUCCGACCUUGCCUCCCUUCCGGACGGUGUUGGUGUGCGGACUUCCUACUACCCCCAGAUCCAGCAGAAAUCCGGCGGAGCGUGGAAGGAAUCUAAGCAUUUGACCGCCGAAUAUGCAAACAUCCUCAAUCGUUCGAUAUCAUCCGGCCUAGCAUUUCAAGGCAAGAAUGUGCUCGUUACGGGUGCUGGAAAGGGAUCCAUUGGGGCCAAGAUUGUGCAGGGGCUACUCUCAGGAGGUGCCAAGGUCAUGGUCACAACGAGCUCGUACUCCCGAGCCACCAAGUUCUACCAGCACAUAUUUUCCAAGUUCGGUUCCAAGGGAUCUAGUUUGAUGGUUGUGCCAUAUAACCAGGGUAGCCAACAAGAUACUGAGGCUCUUAUCCAGUACAUCUACAGCCUUGGUGAGUGUGAGUGGGAUCUAGAUCACGUCAUACCGUUUGCAGCCAUUUCUGAGACUGCUAAUGGUGUUGAGCUUGGACCAAAGUCUGAACUUGCUCAUCGCGUGAUGCUCACGAACACUCUUCGUCUUCUUGGAGCCAUCAAGAAGGCCAAAGAGAGCCAUCGCAUCACGACCCGACCAGCGCAGGUCCUUCUGCCUUUGUCUCCUAACCACGGUAUUUUUGGAGGAGAUGGCCUCUACUCCGAAUCGAAACUGGGUCUAGAGGGUCUCUUAAACAAAUGGUACACUGAGGACUGGUCUGAGUAUCUGUCUAUCUGUGGUGCAAUCAUUGGUUGGACUCGAGGUACCAGUUUGAUGAAUGACAACGAUAUGGUCGCUGAGGGCGUGGAGGCUUUAGGUGUUAAGACCUUUUCGCAAGAUGAAAUGGCUCUGAACAUCAUGAGUCUGAUGGCCUCACCGUUGCUCGAAGUUACACAGACUGAACCACUCAUGGCUGAUCUAAGUGGCGGAAUGAGCACUUUCCCGAACCUAAAGGAUGAGGUUGCAACAAUACGGAAGGAAAUUGCUGAUAUUAGCUCUAGCCGCCGGGCAUUGGUUAAGGAGCAGAGAGCUGAAUUUGAUAAGCCCGGCAAUGGACCGCUCUCCCCCACCAAGCAGUUCGCCAACCCCUUCAAGAAGAGGGCCAACAUCAAGUUUGACUUCCCUAAUCUUCCGAACUAUACUUCUGAAGUUCAGGAGCUCUCCGCACUUGAAGGGAUGAUUGACCUUGAGAAGGUCGUUGUUGUUGUCGGAUUCGGCGAAGUCGGUCCUCACGGAAGCUCCCGCACUCGAUGGCAAAUGGAAUCCCAGGGUCAAUUUUCGUUAGAAGGCUUCAUCGAGAUGGCCUGGAUGAUGGGACUCAUUGAGUAUCAGAGCACCGAAGGCCUUCCAUACAGCGGCUGGAUCGAGAAGGACACAAAGAAGCCAAUCACCGAUUGCGAGAUCAAACAAAAGUAUGAGGAUCACAUUCUCAAGCACAGCGGCAUCCGCAUUCUCGAUGCUCGGACCCUCGAUGGACCCGACCCAGCUGCCCGGCAGGUGCUUCACGAGAUCGACCUCCAACACGACUUCGCUCCUUUCGAAGUUUCGAAGGAAAGUGCAGCUGACCUGCUCCGUGAAAAUGGUAGCAAGGUUACCAUCAAGCCCAUCUCUGGAUCGGAAAGCUGCAUGGUCACUCUCCACAAGGGAGCUCGGUUGAUGGUACCGAAGUCGUUAGUUUUUGAUCGCACCGUCGGCGGCCAAGUCCCUACCGGCUGGUGUGCCAAAACAUAUGGUAUUACGGACGACAUUAUAAACCAGGUUGAUCCUGCGACACUGUAUGCAUUGGUUUGCACAGCCGAAGCAAUGCUAUCUGCCGGCGUGACAGAUCCCUAUGAGUUCUACAAGUACAUUCAUGUUUCUCAACUUGGUGUAUGUGUGGGCUCUGGUUUCGGAGGAGCUGCAUCGCUGCAAGGAAUCUAUAAGGAGAGAUUCAUGGACAAAGCGGUUCAGAACGACGUUCUGGCAGAGUCUUUCAUCAACACUGGCAGUGCGUGGAUUAACAUGUUACUGCUAUCGUCCUGUGGACCAAACAUCACCCCCGUUGGUGCCUGCGCAACUGCUCUCGAGUCACUUGACGUCGGCUACGAAGUUAUCUCUAGCGGAAAGGCUAAGGCUGUGGUUGUUGGCGGAUACGACUACCUUGCUAAAGACGUUGCUUAUGAGUUCGCUAACAUGAAAGCAACCAACAACACCGAUGAGGACUUUGCACGUGGCAGGACUCCCCAGGAAAUGUCUCGUCCUGCGACCACUACUCGAAGUGGGUUCGUGGAGUCGGAGGGUUGUGGCAUCCAACUGCUCACAAACGCGAAACUUGCGCUUGAGAUGGGUCUUCCCAUCCAUGGUGUCAUCGCAAUGACGCGCACAGCUAGCGACAAAGCAGGGAGGUCUCUUCCUGCCCCUGGGCGUGGCAUCAUCAAUAUCAGCGGCGCGUCCAAGAGUAGCUUUGAAUCUCCGCUCCUGAACAUUACCUACCGCAAGCGUCAAAUCGACCUCCGUAUGAACCAGAUCAAGGAAAACCAGCAAUCUGAGCUCGAUUACCUCCAACAAGAAAUCUCGUCUUACAAAUCCGGCCAGGUCAAUUUUGACAUCGAUGCCUACCGUCAACACCGUGUCGAGGCGAUUGCCUCUGAAGCUCAAAAACAACGGCAAGAGGUGCUUAACAGCUACGGAAACGAAUUCUGGAAGAGAGAUUCUAAGAUCUCACCUAUGCGUGGUGCCCUUGCUACCUGGGGUCUUACUGUUGAUGACAUCCAGGUUGCAUCAUUCCAUGGCACUUCAACGGUCAAGAAUGAGCUCAAUGAGUGUAGCGUUAUUCAAGAGCAGAUGUCCCAGCUUGGCAGGACCAAGGGCAAUCCGGUCAUGGCCGUCUUCCAGAAGCAUCUUACAGGCCACCCUAAGGGCGCUGCAGCUGCUUGGAUGCUCAACGGCGCCCUCCAGAUCAUGAACUCUAGCAUGAUUCCCGGUAACCGUAACGCCGACAAUAUCGACAAUGCUCUCGAGAAGUUCGACCAUAUCGCUUUCCCUAACGAGACGAUCCAGACCAGUGAGGAAGUCAAAGCUUUCAUCGUGAGUUCCUUCGGAUUCGGCCAGAAGGGCGCCCAGGCUAUCGGCGUUCACCCCAAGUACCUUUUUGCUGCUGCAGGCAAGGAUGCAUACGACGCCUACCUCCAGAAGGUGCGGAGGAGGCAGGACAAGGCUUACCAUCACUUCCAUAAAUCGAUGAUGACCAACACGAUGUUCAGGGCUAAGGAUGAUCCACCCUAUAGCAAAGAGAUGGAGACUGAGUUCUUGACGAAUCCGGAUGCGAGGUUGCCUAUGAGCAUGGAGAUGUAA
Molecule: messenger RNA, 4857 nt
Organism: Lindgomyces ingoldianus
Lineage: Eukaryota; Fungi; Ascomycota; Dothideomycetes; Pleosporales; Lindgomycetaceae
Exons: 2
Coding region: 1-4857 (1618 amino acids)
Biological process (GO): long-chain fatty acid biosynthetic process
Cellular component (GO): fatty acid synthase complex
Molecular function (GO): 3-oxoacyl-[acyl-carrier-protein] reductase (NADPH) activity; holo-[acyl-carrier-protein] synthase activity; 3-oxoacyl-[acyl-carrier-protein] synthase activity
Source: RefSeq, a predicted model, not a curated record